AGUUUCUCUCCCGCUCCGCUCGCCCCCUGCUCUCCAUCCCUUCCAACGUAAAAAUGACCCACACGCCGGCAUUCCUCGCCAGAAUCUUACAUUCUGGCAAGCGAGUUUCCGCCGCGGCCCGCAACCACAAGAAGCUCUCCGUCGCCAUCCUGUCCACAAUCCUCAUUGCCGUCGCCGUAAUCUCCGUUGUCGCAGCCCGGAAGAACUCCGGCGAUGGCGACUCCACUGCGUUAUCGGUGACCGCCGGGUCCGGCUCCCACGCCAUCCUCCGCUCCUCCUGCAGCUCCACCAGAUUCCCGGACCUCUGCUACGCGUCGAUCGCCUCCGAGCCAGGCCUCGCAGCGAGCCUGGCGUCGCAGAAGGACGUGAUCGAGGCAUCGAUCAACCUCACCCUGAGGGCUGUUGAGCAAACCUUCUUCAAGAUUGAGAAGCUGAUAUCUUCGCGCCGGGGCUUGUCCCGCCGUGAGAAGACGGCCCUCCACGACUGCCUGGAGGAUAUCGAUCAGACGAUCGACGAGCUCAAGGAGGCCUACGAGGACCUUAAGGUCUAUCCGUCGAAGAAAUCACUGUCCGAGCAAGCAGACGAUCUCAAGAGCCUCCUCAGCGCGGCCAUGACCAACCAAGACUCGUGCAUCGAUGGCUUCUCCCACGACGGCGCCGAUAAGAAAGUCAGGAAAAUCCUCCUCCAAAACCUAAAGAACGUCUACCACAUGUGCAGCAAUUCCCUGGCCAUGAUCUGUAACAUGACAAACACGGAUAUCGCCAUCCAGGGGUCCGGCGCCCCGAACCGCCGGCUCAAUGAGGUGGAAGACGAUAGCGGAUUCCCGUCGUGGCUAUCGGCAGGCGAUCGGCGGCUUCUGCAGUCGUCGUCAGUCACGCCUAAUGUGGUUGUGGCCGCCGAUGGGAGCGGGGAUUUUCGGACGGUAUCAGCCGCUGUGGCUGCGGCCCCGGAGCGUAGUAGCACGAGAUAUGUGAUCAGGAUCAAAGCUGGGGUUUAUAGAGAGAAUGUGAAUGUGCCGAAGAAAAAGACGAAUAUCAUGUUUAUGGGAGAUGGACGAAGGACUACUAUCAUCACCGGCAGUAGGAAUGUGGUGGAUGGUAGCACCACUUUCAAUUCUGCUACUGUAGCUGUGGUUGGAGAACGGUUCCUGGCACGUGAUAUAACGUUCGAGAACACUGCAGGCCCAUCCAAACACCAGGCCGUGGCUCUCCGAGUCGGGUCCGAUCUCUCAGCCUUCUAUCAGUGCGACAUGCUGGCCUACCAAGACACGCUCUACGUACACUCCCUCAGGCAAUUCUACCGCAGUUGUCUCAUCGCCGGCACAGUUGAUUUCAUCUUCGGAAACGCUGCCGCAGUCUUACAGGACUGCGACAUCCAUGCCCGCCGUCCGAAUUCCGGCCAGAGGAACAUGGUAACAGCCCAGGGCCGUGAUGACCCCAAUCAGAACACUGGAAUCUCCAUCCAGAAAUGUAGGAUCGGUUCCACGUCAGAUCUCCUCCCCGUCCAGAGCUCUUUCCCGACGUAUCUCGGCCGUCCAUGGAAAGAAUACUCAAGGACGGUCGUCAUGCAAACUGAGAUCAGCAACGUGAUCCAACCGGCUGGAUGGUUCGAAUGGAACGGGAAUUUCGCCCUGAAUACCUUGUAUUACGCAGAGUACCAGAAUACUGGCGCGGGAGCGGGAACUUCGAAUCGUGUGAAAUGGAAGGGGUAUAAGGUUAUUACAAGUGCUAGUGAGGCCCAGCAAUUCACGGUUGGGAGCUUCAUUGGGGGAAGUAAUUGGUUGGGGUCCACCGGAUUUCCAUUCUCCCUUGGACUAUGAUUAGUUUCUCUCUCAUAUUUAUUUUUAUUGAGCGUCUGUUGCACGAGCGGUUUUC
Messenger RNA from Magnolia sinica, 1875 nucleotides. RefSeq names its product pectinesterase-like. Bases 54 to 1820 code for a protein of 588 amino acids. The transcript is spliced from 2 exons. Gene Ontology annotation, biological process: cell wall modification. The record is from RefSeq and is a predicted model, not a curated record. Gene Ontology annotation, molecular function: pectinesterase activity; pectinesterase inhibitor activity. NCBI's taxonomy places the organism in Eukaryota, Viridiplantae, Streptophyta, Magnoliopsida, Magnoliales, Magnoliaceae.